Messenger RNA from Taeniopygia guttata (zebra finch), 5797 nucleotides. NCBI's taxonomy places the organism in Eukaryota, Metazoa, Chordata, Aves, Passeriformes, Estrildidae. The record is from RefSeq and is a predicted model, not a curated record.
GGCCGGGGGCGUGGCCACGCCACGCGCGGGAACUUCCCGGAACCCCCCAAAGAUGCAGCUGCUGCGGUUCUUCGUGCGCCCGGGGGGGGUCCCGGAUCUGGGGGUGCCCUCGGGGCUCCGGAACCCGCUGGAGGCGGCCAAGGACCAGGAGCCGGCGGUGACGGGGCUGAGCUGCGAGAUCUGCUACUACCUGGGCUGGGACGGGGAGGCGGAGCCGAGCGCGGAGGAGCUGCGGGUGCUGCGCUGGAUUUUGGGGUCCCCCCUGGCUCAGGGCUCCGACGUGGCCCAGAGGAGCUUCCUGAGCCCCCGCGGGCCCCACCUGCUGCUGGAGAUCGGCCCCAGGCUGGGGGUGUGCACGCCCUUCUGCACCAACGCCGUGUCCCUGUGCCGCGCCGCCGGGCUCGGCCGCGUCCGACGCCUCGAGAGAUCCCGACGGCUCCUGCUGGAGCUGGCGCAGCCGCUGCCCGCGGAGGCCGGAGCUCGGCUGGGCCGUGCGCUGCGGGACCCAGUGACGGAGCAGCUCUACCCGCAGCCGCUGCAGAGCCUGGAGCCGCCCGCGGAGCUGCUCCACCUCCACCCGCAGCCCGCGGAGCAGCUCCACGCGGAGCAGCUCCAUGCGGAGAAGCUCCACCUCCACCCGCAGCCCGCGGAGCAGCUCCACCCGGAGCAGCUCCACCCGCAGCCCCGUCCGGCUCCAGUCCGCACCAUUGAUGUCCUGGGCCGUGGGGAGAGCGCCCUGAGAGAGGCGGAUCAGGAGAUGGGCCUGGCCUUUGACUCGUGGGAUCUGGAGUUUUACACGCGGCUGUUCCAGAAGAUCGGCAGGAACCCGACCUCGGUGGAGCUCUUCGACCUCGCCCAGAGCAACAGCGAGCACAGCCGCCAUUGGUUCUUCCGGGGUCACCUGUCCAUUGACGGCACACCUGUGCCCGGGUCCCUCCUGCGCUCCCUGAUGGACACCCAGAGCUGCUCCAACCCCAACGGCCUCAUCGCCUUCUGCGACAACAGCAGCGCCAUCCGGGGCGUGUCGGUGUCGGCGCUGUGGCCGCAGGACCCGACCCGGCCCAGCCCCUUCCAGAGGAGAACGAGCGUCCGGCACGUGGCGCUGACCGCCGAGACACACAACUUCCCUACGGCCGUGGCCCCGUUCAGCGGCGCCACCACCGGCACCGGGGGGCGGAUCCGGGACGUGCAGUGCACCGGGCGGGGGGCGCACGUCAUCGCCGGCACCGCCGGCUACUGCUUCGGAAACCUGCUGAUUCCCGGGUACGAGCAGCCCUGGGAGGACCCGCAGGCCCCGUACCCCUCGGCCUUCGCCCGGCCCCUGGAGGUGGCCAUCGGCGCCAGCGACGGCGCCAGCGACUACGGCAACAAAUUCGGGGAGCCCCUCCUGGCAGGUUUCGCCCGCUCCUUCGGGCAGGUGCUCCCCGGGGGGCAGCGCCGGGAGUGGAUCAAGCCCAUCAUGUUCAGCGGCGGCAUCGGAGCCCUCGAGGACGAACACGUGCGCAAAGAGCCCCCGGAGCCGGGGAUGUUGGUGGUGAAGUUGGGGGGUCCCGUCUACAGGAUCGGCGUGGGGGGAGGGGCGGCCUCCUCCAUCCAGGUGCAGGGGGACAACGAGGCCGAGCGGGAUCUGGGGGCGGUGCAGCGCGGGGACCCCGAGAUGGAGCAGAAACUGAACCGGGUCCUGAGGGGCUCCAUCGAGAGCGGCGCCAAAAACCCCGUCAGCUCCAUCCACGACCAGGGGGCGGGGGGCAACGGCAAUGUCCUCAAGGAGAUCUCGGAGCCGGCCGGAGCCGUCAUCUACGCCAGCCGCUUCCAGCUGGGUGACCCCACCCUGAGCAUCCUGGAGCUGUGGGGGGCCGAGUACCAGGAGUCCAACGCGCUGCUGGUGCGGCCCGAGGCGCUGCCGCGGCUGCGGCGAAUGGCGGAGCGGGAACGGUGUCCCCUGAGCGUGGUGGGGACGGUCACCGGGGACGGACGGAUCGUGCUGGUCGAUGACCGGGAGGCGCCGGUGCCCGAGGGGGGGUCCCACGAGGGGCUCCCCACCCCCGUCAACCUGGAGCUGGAGUGGGUGCUGGGCAAGAUGCCCCAAAAGGAGUUCGCGCUGUCCCUCGCUCCCCUGCCCCGCCGCCCCCUGAGCCUCCCCCCGGGGCUGUCGGUGCCGAUGGCGCUGGAGCGGCUCCUGCGGCUGCCGGCGGUGGCCAGCAAGAGGUACCUGACCAGCAAGGUGGACCGCUCGGUGACGGGGCUGGUGGCCCAGCAGCAGUGUGUGGGUCCCCUGCACACGCCGCUGGCCGACGUGGCCGUGGUGGCCCUGUCCCAUUUCGGGGACACCGGCGCCGCCACCGCCAUCGGCGAGCAGCCGAUCAAGGGGCUGCUGGACCCCGGCGCCGGCGCGCGGCUGGCGCUGACCGAGGCCCUCACCAACCUGGUGUUCGCCAGGGUCACACACCUCAAGGACGUGAAGUGCUCGGGCAAUUGGAUGUGGGGCUCCAAGGUGGGCGCGGAGGGCGGGGCGCUGGUGGCCGCGUGCCAGGCGCUGGUGGCACUGCUGCGCCGCCUGGGCGUGGCCGUGGAUGGCGGCAAGGACUCGCUCAGCAUGGCCGCCCGCGUGGGCAGCGACACCGUCAUGGCGCCCGGCUCCCUGGUGAUCUCGGCCUACGCCGUGUGCCCCGAUGUCACCGCCACCGUCACCCCCGACCUCAAGUGUCCCCACGGCCGCGGGAGUCUCCUGUGGGUGCAGCUCAGCCCCGGGCAGCACCGCCUGGGCGGCUCCGCCCUGGCCCAGGUUUUUUCCCAAUUGGGCGACGUCUGCCCCGACCUGGACGAGCCCGGGAACCUCGAGAGCGCCUUCAACGUCACCCAGCAGCUGCUGGAAGAGCGGGUGCUGACGGCGGGACACGACGUGAGCGAUGGUGGCAUGUUGGGCUGCCUGCUGGAGAUGGCCUUCGCCGGCAACUGCGGCGUCACCGUCACCGUCCCCGCGCCGCCGCCCGGCGUCACCCCGCUGGCGCUGCUCUUUGCCGAGGAGCCGGGUCUGCUGCUGGAGGUGCCACCGGCAGCCGCUGUCCCCGUGUGCCGCCGCUACCAGGACGCCGGUGUCACCUGUGUCCCCAUCGGCCACAGCGGCCCCUACGGCCCCCGCGCCAUGGUGACGGUGGCCGUGGGUGGCCAGGAGGUGCUGGCCGAGCCGGUGGGGGACCUUCGGGCGCUGUGGGAGCAGACGAGUUUCCAGCUGGAGCGGCUGCAGGCGGCGCCGGCCUGCGUGGAGCAGGAGGAGCAGGACCUGCCCACGCGGUGGGGACCCGAGUACCAUGUCACCUUCGACCCCGACUACGUGGCACCGGUGGCGCGGAGCAUGGAGCUGCCGGGGCCGCGCGUGGCCGUGCUGAGGGAGGAGGGCAGCAACGGCGACCGGGAGAUGGCGGCGGCCUUGGCCAUGGCCGGCUUCCAGGUGUGGGACGUGACCACGCAGGAUCUCUGCUCCGACGCCGCCUCCCUGGACGGGUUCCGGGGUUUGGUUUUCGUGGGCGGCUUCAGCUACGCCGACGUGCUGGGCUCAGCCAAAGGCUGGGCGGCGUCGCUGCUGUUCCAGGCGGGGCCGCGGCAGCGGCUGCAGCGAUUCCGGAACCGCCCGGAGACCUUCAGCCUGGGGGUGUGCAACGGGUGUCAGCUGAUGGCGCUGCUGGGCUGGGUGUCACCGCCAGGUGACAGCCUCACGGACCCGUCCCCUCAGGUGGCGCUGGAGCGGAACCUCUCGGGGCGCUUCGAGUCGCGAUUUGUCACCGUCCGCGUGGAACCAGGACCGGCGCUGCUGCUGCGGGGGAUGGCGGGAGCGCGGCUGGGGGUGUGGGUGGCGCACGGGGAAGGCCGUUUCCAGUUCCGGCCGCCCUCGGCUCUGGACCGCUGUGUCCGCUCCGGCCUGGCCGCUCUGCGCUACGUGGAUGACCGCGGGGAGCCGACGGAGCGCUACCCGCUGAACCCCAACGGCUCCGGCCGCGGCGUGGCGGCGCUGGUGUCGCCCUGCGGCCGGCACCUGGCGGCCAUGCCGCACCCCGAGCGCGCCGUGCGCCGCUGGCAGAGCCCCUGGGCCGGCCGCGGUGCCGGGGUCGGUGCCGGGGUCGGUGUCGGUGUCGGUGUCGGUGCCGGUGCCGGUGUCGGUGCUGACCGCGGCCAGGCCGGCAGCGGGCCCUGGCUCAGGAUGUUCCACAACGCCAUGGAGUGGUGCCUGCGCUGGCCCGACGGGGAGAAGUGACCGAUGAGUGACCGAUGAGUGACCGACUGACCACCGAGUGACCAACUGACUGCCCAGUGACCGACUGAGUGACCAUCCCCUGGAUACCCCCUGGAUAUCCCCCCUGUGACACUGAGUGCCAAGUGACCGACGAGUGACCAACUGACCACCCAGUGACCAACUGACCGCCCCUGGAUAUCCUCUCUGUGACACUGACCGCUGAGUGACCACUGAGUGACCGGCCAGGGACCGCCCAGUGACUACCCAGUGACCAACUGACCACCCCCUGGAUAUCCUCUCUGUGACACUGACCACUGAGUGACCACUGAGUGACCACUGAGUGACCGCCCAGUGACCGCUCAGUGACUGCCCAGUGACCAAUGAGUGACCAACUGACUGCCGAGUGACCAACAAGUGACCGCUGAGUGACCAACAAGUGACCGCUGAGUGACCAAUGAGUGACCAACUGACCACCGAGUGACCAACUGACCGCCCAGUGACCACUGAGUGACCACCGAGUGACCAACUGACCGACGAGUAAUCGACAAGUGACCACCCAGUGACCACUGAGUGACCGACAAGUGACCAAUGAGUGACCAAUGAGUGACCGACAAGUGACCGCUGAGUGACCACCCAGUGACUGCCCAGUGACCACCCAGUGACCAUCAAGUGACCGCUGAGUGACCACCCAGUGACCAACUGACCACCCCCUGGAUAUCCCCUCUGUGACACUGACCAGUCACUGACCACUGAGUGACCACCCAGUGACCAGCCAGUGACCGCUGAGUGACCAACUGACCACCCACUGGAUACCCCCUGGAUAUCCCCUCUGUGACACUGACCACUGAGUGACCACUGAGUGACCACCAACUGACCGCCCAGUGACCGCUGAGUGACCGCCCAGUGACCAACUGACCGCCCAGUGACCACUGAGUGACCAAAAAGUGACCGCUGAGUGACCAACGAGUGACCGACUGACUGCCCAGUGACCAACUGACCACCCCCUGGAUAUCCCCUCUGUGACACUGACCAGUCACUGACCACUGAGUGACCGCUGAGUGACCGCCCAGUGACCACUGAGUGACCGACGAGUGACCAACGAGUGACCAACUGACCACUGAGUGACUGCCCAGUGACCAACUGACUGCCCCUGGAUACCCCCUCUGUGACACUGACCACUGAGUGACCGCCAAGUGACCACCCAGUGACCAUCAAGUGACCGCCAAGUGACCAACUGACCACCCCUGAAUACCCCCUGGAUAUCCCCUCUGUGACACUGACCAGUCACUGACCACUGAGUGACCAACUGACCACCCCCUGGAUAUCCCCUCUGUGACACUGACCACUGAGUGACCAAUGAGUGACCGACGAGGGACCGAUGAGUGACCAACUGACCGCCCAGUGACCACUGAGUGACCAACAAGUGACCGACGAGUGACUGCUGAGUGACCAACAAGUGACCGCUGAGUGAUCACCCAGUGACUGCCCAGUGACCAAUGAGUGACCAAGGAGUGACCAACUGACCAAGUGACCAAUGAGUGACCGACUGACCCCCCCGUGACCAAC